Pristis pectinata (smalltooth sawfish) is the source of this 1409-nucleotide messenger RNA. It is a transcript of the gene etfbkmt, whose product is annotated as electron transfer flavoprotein subunit beta lysine methyltransferase. The record is from RefSeq and is a predicted model, not a curated record. Gene Ontology annotation, molecular function: protein-lysine N-methyltransferase activity. Gene Ontology annotation, cellular component: mitochondrial matrix. Gene Ontology annotation, biological process: peptidyl-lysine trimethylation. The transcript is spliced from 3 exons. The coding region runs from base 79 to 783 and encodes 234 amino acids. NCBI's taxonomy places the organism in Eukaryota, Metazoa, Chordata, Chondrichthyes, Rhinopristiformes, Pristidae.
CCCACUGUAGCGGGGCAGUGGGUCGGGGGCGCCCACCGGCGCUCCUGCCUCCCCCAGCCCCCUUCUUGCGGUGCGGCCAUGCUCCCCUCCAUCGGACGAUGCCUGUCGCGGCGGCUCCGCACACCUCCCGCGCCGGAGCUGCGGGCGUUCAUCGUCCGCAACACGGAGCCGGUGAGCGAGCACCUGAGCCCGGAGAUCAGCCUGCGGCUUCUCACUCCGCGCUGCCCGUUCUGGGGCCGGGCGGCCCAGCCGUGGCCCUUCGGCGACCCCUACUGGGCCAUUUAUUGGCCGGGGGGCCAGGCGCUCUCCAGAUACAUUCUGGAUAAUCCUGCAGUCACAACGGCAAAGAGGGUUUUGGACCUGGGAAGCGGAUGUGGUGCUUCUGCAAUCGCAGCUGUUAUGAGUGGAGCGACAGAUGUUCUUGCCAAUGACAUCGACCCACUUGCAGCAGUCGCCAUAGGAAUAAACUGUGAACUUAACAAAAUACCGCCACUGCGAGUAGCAACAGAAAACUUAAUUGGAAAAAUGGAAGAAAAGUGGGAUGUGAUUCUUUUAGGCGACAUGUUUUAUGAUGAAGAAAUUGCCACUGAUCUUCACAACUGGCUGACAAAAUACAAGAGAUUUCACGGACCAGAGAUUCUGAUUGGGGAUCCUGGAAGAGCUGAGUUUACAAAAUAUCUUGGACAGGAUUGGCUGAAAAAGGUCACUGAGUAUGAACUUCCUGCGUCUACAAAGGAGGAGAAUUAUGGAUUGACUUCAAGCAGUGUUUGGAGAUUUUUAUAGGAUAUAACUGGGCUAGUCCAAUCCAUUUUCUGUCAGAGUAUAAUAGUAGGCCAUUCAGCCCUUCCUGUCUGAUUGUUUACCUCUGGGCCACUUUUCUACACCAACCCCAUUUCCCUUGAUUCAAUAAUACCUAAAGAUCUAGCAAUUUCAGUCCUGGAUAUAACAGCCUCCACAGCAUUCUUGGGUAGUGGAGUCCUGAGGUUUACUGGGUCAAGAAUUUUUUUCUCAUAUCUGUGCUGAAUAGUUGAGCUCUCAUUUUGAGACUGUGACUCCUGGCUCCAGACACUUCAUUUAGCGAAAACAUCAACCCAGUAUCUACCCUGUCUAACCCUAUUUUGUGUACUUCAGUGAGAUCACCCCUCAUUCUUCUAUACUUGAGCAUACAGACUUAGUCUGCUUAACGUCUCCUUAUACCUCAAACCUGCCUUUUGAGAGCAACAGAAGUUCUGGUCGACUUCAGCCCAACAAAGACCUGGAACUGAAACAGGGACCUUUGAAUCUGUAAUGUUCCAUCAUAGUGGUACCUUGCUCUAGAUAAAUAUAGAAUACACAAGGUAUGGUCCUUCUACUAACUCCAACUCCAAAUCAGAUUUAUUCCAAUAGGACUUGAAUUUUAAGUAACUGUA